GAGGAACCGGAGAGGUUCACCUGUCCUGAGAUGAAGCUCACCUGGAGCCGGCCCGACUCUGAGCUGCACCUGUGAGACAGGGUCAUGUACGUCCUCUGCACGCUGGUGGUCCUGAGCCUCCACAGCCUCUUCAGGAGGAGGAUCAGAGACGAGCACGAGGAUGGAGGCGAUGCUGAGACCCGAGGAGCAGGAGGUGCAGGGAAGGCUGGGAGGACCAGGACAGGAGGUGCAGGAGGAGUCAGAGGAACCGUCAAGCCGGUCCGGCGGUCCAGCGCUCUGCUCAGCCCGGCGGUCAUGUUUGGUGCAAGAAAAACCUGGGACAUAGGCCACGCCCCCUGCCUGCAGGAGCUCUGGAAGAACGACCUGUCACUGGAUGCGAGUUCGAUGGACUUUCUGCUGAGUGAUGGUGAAGACGACGGUUCCUUCUUGUCUCUGCCUGCCUCCUCCUUCUCACAGCGCUCCUCUCUGACCGCCGAUUUCAGCGACACAAACGCAACCAAGCAGCAGCUGCUCAUACAGGCACGUUUUCGCUCUGAGGAAGUUGCCCGUCAGCUGUUGGUGCAGCAUCACGGCCUCCAGCAGCAGCAAACGUUUCGAGGCUUUGGAACGCUGCAGGAAGAGCAGCCGUCAGUCACAUCUAAAAGUGUGACGGUGCUGCAGGCCGGUGAAGAUUCAGAUUGUUUCAGGUGUUUAGAGAACAAGCAGCUCAUUAUUCAGCUGCGCACACAGGUGAAGGAACUGGAGGAGGAGCUGUUGGAUCACACCCAAGAGGUGGAAAGACUUCGCUCUGAACUGGGGGCGACAGACCUGGAGAAGCAGCUGCAGCGGCUGCUGGUGGAGAACGAGCGUCUGAAGCAGGAGCUGAAGUCAUGCAGAAUUUCAGAGUUUCAAAAGCUCGACGCCGCUGCAGAGACCUGCAGCUGCAGCUGCUGCCCCCACCGCCAGGAUGUGGAGGUGCUGAGGAGGGAGGUGUCCCGCUGGCAGGUCCAGGCUCGUCAGAAGGAGCAGCGGCUGGCUGAGGUGGAGCAGCUGCUGCAGGAGAGGAGCUGCAGGGAGGAGGCUCUGCAGCGGCAGCUGGAGGAGUCCAGGAGGAGGCAGGAGGAGGCGCAGCAUCAUCUCCACCUCCGACUGCAGGAGUGUGAAGGACAUCACAGCCGUCAGGAUGUAACGUCCUCGAGAGUCCAGGCGGUGGAGGCGGAGUCCACACACUCACACAGAGUCCUGUCUGACAUGCAGAAGAAGAACGACGUCCUGCAGGAGCAGCUGAACGUUCAGAGGCAGCUGCUGAGAGAGCUCGAGAUCCAGCUGCACGACUCGCAGAGAACCUGUGCCCAGCUCCGCACCCAGAUCGUUGUUUAUGAGGGGGAGGUGGAGCGCACCCGGGGCCGGCUGGAGGUGGAGGUGCAGAACCUGGAGGAGGAGAAGAACCGUGUGAUUGAGGAGGCCUUCAUCAGAGCAGAGAGCGAGAUGAAGGCGGUCCACGAGAACCUGGCAGGGGUGCGUCUGAACCUGCUGAGCCUGCAGCCGGCUCUCAGGACUCUGACCUCGGACUACAACUGUCUGAAGAGGCAGGUGCAGGACUUCCCCUUCAUGCUGGAGAAGGCCAUCUCUGAGGCCAAACAGGAGAUCUGUCAGGUGAUCAACGAGGUGAGCAGCACCAACCAGGAGCUGCUGAGGAAAUAUAAGCGGGAGAUGAACCUGAGAAAGAAGUGCCACAACGAGCUGGUCCGACUCAAAGGCAACAUACGAGUUUUCUGCCGGGUCCGACCCGUCAGUCAGGAGGAGCAGGACUCUGCUGACGCAGGAAACAUGUUGAGCUUCGACUCGGAUGAUGACGCCAUCCUCUACCUCUCUAACAAGGGCAAGGUUAUGACCUUUGAGCUGGAUCAAGUCUUCCCACCUAAGGCCUCUCAGGAGGAGGUGUUCCAGGAAGUCCAGUCUCUGGUCACUUCUUGUAUCGACGGCUUUAACGUCUGCAUCUUUGCUUACGGCCAAACGGGUUCAGGGAAAACCUACACUAUGGAGGGCGUGCCCGAGAACCCGGGCAUCAACCAGCGAGCGCUUCGCCUGCUGUUCUUGGAGGUGACAGAAAAGGCUUCAGACUGGGACUACAGCAUCACUGUCAGCAUGGUGGAGAUCUACAACGAGACGCUGCGAGACCUGCUCAGGGAGAACCCCACAGAGAAGCUGGACAUAAAGCUGAACCCUGACGGCAGCGGACAGCUCUACGUCCCUGGACUGACCGAGAUCACUGUGCAGAGCCCUGAGGACAUAAACAAGGUGUUUGAGUUGGGUCACAUGAACAGAGCGACGGCGUGCACCAACCUGAACGAGCACAGCUCCCGUUCCCACGCUCUGCUCAUCAUCACAGUGUCUGGGUCCAACAUCACCACUGGAACCUCCACACAAGGGAGGCUGAACCUGGUGGACCUGGCGGGCUCCGAACGGAUCGGGAAGUCCGGAGCGGAGGGCAGCCGGCUCAGAGAGGCUCAGUGCAUCAACAAGUCUCUGUCUGCACUCGGCGACGUCAUCAGCGCUCUGCGCAGCAAGCAGCCCCACGUCCCGUUCAGGAACUCGCGCCUCACCUACCUGCUGCAGGACUCGCUGAGCGGGGACAGCAAGACGCUGAUGAUGGUGCAGAUAUCCCCGCUGCCUGGCAACAUGAGCGAGUCGGUGUGCUCGCUGAAGUUUGCUCAGCGAGUUCGCAGUGUUGAGCUCAGCUCCGUGUCGUCGUCGUGCAGGAGACCCGAGAACUCGUCUACCUCGUCCUCACCCACCCACAACAGCGUGGAGCUGGACUCCCCCCCAGUGACCCCGGUUCCCCUCCCCAUCUCUCGGGCCAGCAGCACUGGAUCCACCGUGUCGUCGGCCUCCAGGACCCCCAGCAGCUCCCGCAGGAGGUCCCAGUCGCAGCUCUCCACAGGACGACUAAAGCUUACGGCCUGACGAGACCCCGAUCAGACCCUGAUGGUGGGACUGCAGGGUGCCGUCCAACACCCUGGAGGUUUUCUGUUGAUUGGCCUUCUCUGGAUUUAAGCUCCACCCUCCAGCAGCUUGUGGGAGGAGCCUGAGUGGAGUUUUAAAGCUGGACAGUUUGUGUGAUGAUGAUGAUUUUAUGACCUGAUGGGACUCUGAUCCAGGUGGGACCACAGGGUGUUGGACUGAAUCACAAUCAGUAUUUUUUGCUUUUUCAGUUUUUGUAAAGUUGAGUUUUAACUCUAAAACUUUCUGCACCGUUAAUCCAAACUUGAGUUUGAUUUUGGACAAGAAGACACUUUAUCUCAUUUUGAGUGAUUGUUAAACUUUGAGCCGAAAGGACAAAUCUUGGUUUUGAAUUUGAAGCUUACUUUAAGUAUUUUUUUUAAGUUUGAUUCAAACAAACUUCAGAACCAAAAAUUCAGAUUUAUUUUUUUCUUUCAAAUCCUGUGAACCUAUUUGCUCAAAUGUCCUUCUGUAGUAGUCCUCGUUUAUCCAAUCAGGACGCUCCGCUGACAUCAAACUGUGUUGUGGAACAUCAACCACAGAUGACCUGUAAACUCAAACAGGACACUGAAUCCAUCUGUCGGCUCCAGGUUUCUACAGGAAUUUUUGUAUUAAAUUUUUUAAUAAAUUCUCCAGAACAAAACUUA
Molecule: messenger RNA, 3629 nt
Organism: Austrofundulus limnaeus
Lineage: Eukaryota; Metazoa; Chordata; Actinopteri; Cyprinodontiformes; Rivulidae
Gene: kifc3
Product: kinesin family member C3
Exons: 21
Coding region: 85-2946 (953 amino acids)
Biological process (GO): microtubule-based movement
Cellular component (GO): microtubule cytoskeleton
Molecular function (GO): ATP binding; microtubule binding; microtubule motor activity
Source: RefSeq, a predicted model, not a curated record